AUGUCUGAACGUUCGGAAAUGGAACAUGCGGUGGGUAGAGUUGGUGCUGGAACUAUCCCUUUGUCAAUCCUUAUUGAAUUCAUUUCACAGAAAGUUUACACAGAUCUUAUGCGUCUUAUUGAUUUAUUGCCCAGCAAAACAGAUCUUGAAAAGAAGAUAGAAAUCGCUACAUUUUUUAGCCGUACCCAACAUCUUUUUAUAAGGCUUGAAGCUCUAGUUAAGUGGUCAAACAGUGCUUCAAAGGUUGACAAAUGUGAGAAAAUUUCAAACUUUUUAGAAGAGCAAAGUUUCUUCUUGAUAAGUACUGCAAAUGCCCUCUCCAGGCUUCUUAGAGAGACAUUAGUCAGUGCGAGGUUACCACCGUUUUCUGUGCUUCUUGCGAUUGAUAUUUUUACAAAUAAAGGAUAUACUCGUCUCCCGAAAUCCAUAAAAAACUCUGCUUUUGUUGCUGAAUAUGUCACUGAACAAGAAAAGAAGCAAGCACUCAUCGAUCUGAACUGUAUAAUCCAAAAUCGCCUUAGCCUUACUCAGUUGCCGCAUCAAUUCCGGACAAUCAAAAUAGCUGAUGGACGCGCACAGUUUGUCGUCCAGAAUGAAUUCUCUGUUACUGUGACACUCAUGUCUGAAGCGCUUGACUUCCCAUGGCGAAUUCUAGAUCUCAAAUUCUUACUUAAAGACCCAUCGAUGAACUACCAAAAUCUUGUUCACCCGGCACAAACAAGACUUAUAAUUAACCAAGCCCAAUCACGUUUACUCUACCGACAGUUUGAUAAACGUCCACCUCUUGUUCAUCUUUAUGAUAUGUUGCAUGCUUUUAGCUUAUCACUUCAAUUGGAUAUGUUACAUGAACAAGCUCAACGAGCACGUUCAAAACGACCACCAGAUCAACUUACAAUCGAAGCUUAUAGACCUAGUAGAUGUUUAUCAAUUUCUUAUUGGCAUGGUUUGGCCAGAACUCAAUAUAAUUCAGUUAUGGCUUUAGAUGGAAAGCUACAUCCCACAGCCUACUUACUUACCAUUCAUGUUGAUGCAACCGAACCUCAGAGACCACUGUGUGUCAGUCAUCGCCCUGAGCUUACUACUUCGAAAUCUCAACUAGUUGGAGCAACAGUACAAGGAGAUUGUUUAUCUAUUGAAACUCUGUUGACUAGAACUAUGGUAGCUAGAGCUGAACAAAUGCUGCAGGAUCUGAGACAAGAGCUACUGAUUCUCAGCCCUGGACCUGUACGUCUAGCUGAUGCUCCAUUAUGUUUGUAUGUUCCACUCUUAUGGCCUUGUGGUUCACAUGAAUUAUUACAAGUACGCAUAGACCCUGUACAAGGUUUUGUAUGCACUUCAUUCCCGUUACUUACUUCACUUGAUACUGAGUUUGGUUCUACUGGGUCAGCUGUUGUUAAUGUUAGUUUUGGUCCUACAGGGAUAUCUGAAAAUUUCUCUCGUUCCAGUGUAAUUAAUACACUUGCUUCACUUGAGUCUGCCUUUAAUCAAGCAUCUUGUCAUCGUGUUCGUCUUGUGUCUGCUACCGGGACGCUUGUUCAACCUCAUGAAAGUGAUCGUAUCUGUUCAAUCCAAUCCCGAAGUUUGCGUAAUCUUUCCCACGGGGAUGCUCGAUGGCGUUCUGUGAUUUGUGAGUGCUUGGAACAUUUACGAUUGUGCUUGGGUUUGGCCAGAUUAAUGCAGACAGCAAAAAUACAUCGACCAUUUUGGCAACCGUUUAAACGUCACCUUCCUUUAAUAUUGUCUCCUGCACAAGUUGAGUUAUCAAAUUCAUGGUCUGAAAAUCUAGUACGCUUGCAGCAGUCAUAUCGUUGGCCUAUUUUAUUUGCUCAGCUGUUUCCAAAUAAUGAAUACUAUAUAGCAUGUGAAGUUAUUUCUACCCCUCUGAAUGUAGAUUAUAAAUAUUACUUAAUUGUUUGCAGUGCCCUUCCAGAACAUACGAAUGUCACUACAAAUUUACAAGGCGUACUUGUUUUUAAUUCUGAAAUAAAUCCCGCCUCUGGACAUGUUAAUGAAACUGGAUUGUUUCUUCAAGUGACUCACUUCACAUCGCUCAUAGCUGAUACUGUUUGGUCGAAUAAUCCAUCAACAACGCUGGAACAAUUAUGUGCUUGUAUUAAAAAAGCUCAAUCUACAAUAGUUAAUCAACGUUCAACACGUUUAAAUGAAUUAUUAAAUAAAAUAAAAUUAUCGAAUGCACUAGACAAUAAAUCAUUUUAUAAUGAUGAUGUUGUUACGCACAAAUCAGUGAGUUUACUUGAACCUCAAACUACCGUACCAACAUUAGCUCGGUUAAUUGGUACUUUAGAAGAGAAUAUACUUACUAAUUAUUUAAUGGUUGAACUUUCAUGUGCGGGCAUAGAACAUAACGGAAUGCGUUAUGAUGGUGCAGGUUGUUUAUCUGCAAUUACAAUUACCAGUAUACCAUUCAAUCCACCAAGUUGGUAUUCAUCUGAUAUUAUUCCUCUGAUGGAUUUCGUUCAUGAGAUGAUACUUCGACCACAUUUCGAUCCGUUUACACAUCGUCGAAGUUGGCAAUUAGAUAUUGUCUUCACUGGUAUUGUAGCUCCUCUAAACGGGAUUCAUCAAGUGUCUUCAACUUAUUUACGUCAUCAAACUGCUGAAUGGACUGUUUCAAGAUUAGAACAUUUCAAUAUUGUUGUACAAAAUAUACUAGUAGAAUGGGAAAAUUUAUGUUCAAUGCAUGCUUUAUGUUAUCAUGUUAUCACUAAUCCUGAUACUUAUCUUCCCAAAGGUGUACAAGUUUACUCAUACAAUCUUCGAUCAAUAUCACUGGUUUAUGGAACUUACUACUUAGCUGAUAUCUCCAAUCCAACUGGACUUAAAUUUAUAUUGGCUUUGGGUUUUCGACCAAUAUCAUUGAGUAGUAGUAGUAGUAGUAGUAGUACAACGAAACCAUUAAACUCUGAUGAUAUCACUACGAAUACUGUAAUAAAUGUUGAUUUUAAUCCACAUAUGAUUAUUAGACAACAUUUGGAAGAAUUGUUAAAUGCCAGGAAAUCGAUUUGUACUUUAGCUACAACACUAUUGAAUACUUUGGAAUUCUUUCAAUGUAUGGAACCACUUAGAGAUCAAAUUUUAUCAUACAAUGGUCUUAAAGUUACAUCUUUGUAUAAUAAUUAUAUACAACCUGUAUGUGGUAUGCUAUUGAUCGCAUUAUCCCCCUAUGAUCUUAUUCUAAUUUAUCGUGCUUCAUUAAGUCUACGAAUCACACUGGAUAUUGUACAACAGUCAGUGUUGUCGUCUACAAUCAUAUCAUCAUCAUCAUUAUCUAGCGAUCACAAUCCUAAUAAUACGCCGAAAACAAUAAAAUCUAUUCAAUUAAUCGAUGCCUACAAUCAAUUAGCCACUGGGCAAAAACUCUUUCCACCUAUUGUCAAUACAGAUGGAUGGAAUAGUAGUCAAUUGACGAAUGAUAAAGCUUUAUGUAAUUUAGCUCCAUUACCUGCUUUUUCGAAAUUUUUAAGAUCGUUGCAAGAAUUAUUUCGUAUAAAUUCAGAUGAAAAACUGGUCAAGUUAACACUUAGUCAAUUCGCCCAGUUAACAAGAUCAACUUUUAGUGAAUUCGAAUCUGGUGUCAUAUCAUCGAAAGCAUCCUCUGUAACAAAUUGUUGUCGUCGUACUAAUCUCGGUCUAACAUUGCUUGAAUCUUAUCUAUCAACAAGUUUAUUAUUUCAUGCUGCUAUUUUGGCUGCACAAAGUUUAGACGUGCCAAUUCACCAUGUUCAUAAUGAAAUCUAUGAACAACCACAACAACAACAAACUGAUGAACAACAACGAAUUAAAAAUCAACAAGAUUUACUUGAAAAUGCAAAGUUUGUUUGUAUUUGGCCAGUGAGUCAAACAACCGUACAAUUGUCCAUGUUAUGCCAACCAACUGCUUGUGAUGGAAUCGAACCAUUCUGGUGGAGGUUGAAACUUCAACUCAAUCAAAGUGUCAAUUCAUGUGAUCGUUGGCCACCUGAAACGCUGAAUGUUUUUGAAGAAUUCUUCGAGAAAAGAGUUUGUUCUUUCCCAUUUCAACCAAGUGCUGUGACUGCAUUCUUCCGAUUAUUAUUACUUCCUCCACAUGCAUUACGUGCAAUGGGUCGUGUUCUAGCGUUUGAUUUACAUUCACCUGCUCAAGCUCCAGUUUAUGUACGUAUUGGUUUAAUUGGAAUGGGUGUAAAUUCACGUGUUACUGCUAUCAAUAGUAGUAAUAAUAAUUCGCUAACAAAUCAACCGGCAAAUACAGCUGCUUCUGGUGCUGCACAAAAUCUGCUUACAUUUGAUACUGGUUCUGAUUUACAGCCUGGUAUGCCUGGUAUUAUUGUUCGUCCAUCGAAAAUCACAUUGCAAUUGUUAAUUAUGCGAUCACAUUCACGACAUUUGCCUAAAAGUCUUAUACCAUUAGCCCAACUAGUUGUUGUCGGCUAUGAUUGGGACGCAAAUUACGUUGUCAUCUAUCCAACUGCCAGUCAUCAAUCAUCACAAAAUGUCACACCGAAUAGUAGAAAUCAAUCGGACACGACUGGUUUAAAUCUUCUCCGAUUAUUACACGAUACCGAUGUGGAAUCGAAAGCCAACGCUAUGGCAGCUAGUAGUAAUGAUUCCGCAUUAGUUCAAAUUGUUCUACUCAUCACACAGACUGUUGCUGCAUCAUAUCCAAUCAGUUCAGCUGGUUCUGCUUCAAUGAAUUCCAGUCUUAGUGGAUUCGUUUACCUGUCAAAUGGGCAGAAAUCAUGUCCUGCAGUUAAUUAUAUCACUCCUACGGAAGCCAGUACCGAGGGCGGUUCAGCAAUUAUGAUUUUUGGAUGUGGAUUUGAACAAAGUGCAUUUGUAUUGCCUGGAUCAAAUUCUAAUUCUGGAAAUCGAGUAUUUCUUAGAAAUGCAUGGCAAACAUAUACAACGGAAUUAAUUGAAGAGGGCGGAAAUAUGAUUAAAUUCUCUUCACCAAAGGUUCCAGAAGAUAGUUAUAAAAUUAUGGUCUCAGUUUCUGGAAUUAUGAUACCAAGCGAAAGAAUGUGUCUUGGAUAUGAAUGCACUUUAACAAUUAAAUCAUCAGUAACUCCCACCAUUGAGAAAGUAUCGCCUAUCUAUGCACCACCAGGCUCAAUUAUUGGUUUGAAUGGAACCAUCUUCACUAGUCGAUUUAGUUCAAAUUUAGAUGUCUUCACAGUUGGCAGACCACAAAGUAUUAUCAGAAUAUACGAUGGUCCAGGAAAUUGUGAACCACAACUACCGAACAGUGAUUUAUACUACGGGAUUGGACUACUUUCUCCUACAUCAGACAAAGGUUAUAUUAUGUGUAAAAGAAGUGUACUACAAACAGGUUCCGUGAAUAUCAGUUUCCUAGUUGAUGCACCAUAUGGAAGGAGUAAAACUUUGGAAUCAGUUUAUCGAGUUGACAGAAAUGAACAGACUUUUAUGCAUCAAUCUUAUUCAGUUAUCAACGAGGUUACAUCCAUUCAAACAUCAUCGUCUGGUGGUGGCUCAAUUGAAAUUACAGGCGAAUAUUUAAAUCCUCAAAAUGAUGUCACCAUCUCAGUAGGCUUUACAAAAUGUUCACCAACAUUGAUGAAUUCAACAUACAUUCAUUGCAUUCUUGAUCACAUUGAACAAACGCCCAAACCUGAAGUUUAUCCAGGAAAUCGUGGAUUGACUGUACAAUUUUGGUCAAAUUUGAAAGCAUCCAAUGUCAAUGACUUAUUGAAAUUAAAUUUUGAUGAAAUUUCAAAUACAACUGCAGAAGAAACAUAUCUUUACGAACCAGAAUUUAUACCAAAAGAUUUAUUUAAUGGAACAGGAAUCAUUCGCCUUUCAAUGAUAUUUGUACCUCUGAAAAACUCCUAUUAUCAAUUCCUAAUUAGUUCAGUCAAUAUUUAUACUCUGCUCGGAGGAAAACUGAACGAAACCUUGACCCAAAUGAAUGUAAUAAACAGUCGCACUGCACCGAUUUACUUAAAGAAAAAUGAAGAUUUCCAACUUGAACUUCGUAGUACAGUGUCUCAACCAACAGCUGUGAUACGUAUAUGUGCUUCUUUAUCAAAUACCAGUUUAAAUUAUCAACAACUCAAAGCUUCCAAGCCAACAUCUUAUUUGAUAUCGAUUAAAUCCAAGGAUAAUACAGAGAAGCAAGUUAUAGAUCAUUCAGGUCUGGUGAACUCUUCAAUUACACCGAUUGCUGAAAUUCAAACAAUCAGUAUACCAGUAACUGCUACACAGUAUAAACUGUGCUUAUUUGAUUCGUGUACAGUGCCUUUACCAGUUCAGAAUCCAAAUGUUGAUUUGAUCAAUUCAGAGAUGAGUGAAAAAUUCAAUGGUUCUUCUGUGAAAACAAAAAUCAUACAAACAACUAAUGAUUAUCUGGUUCUUGAAAUAACUUUUCCGCAAGAAUAUGGUGAUUUACCACUUCUGAAAGCCUAUAGCUUUCCAGAAACAAUCAAUAAACCACAAGUUAACGAAACUGUCCAAGGAAUGACAGGAUUUUCAAAUACAAUUAGACCAUCGUAUGGUGGUAUGUACUCAUAUAUGACCUAUACACUGGCCAGUACUGAAAGCGAAAUUCGAUUGGCAUAUCUUAAUCUUGGUUCAUCAUGGUGUCCUUCUAAGUUGAUUAAUCCUACAUUUAAAUUUGCUGUUCUUGAUGAUUUUGAAACAUCAACACUCAGCACUGUAACCACAGAAACAAUUGCAUUUUGCGGUCGACAAUCUGUUUUAAAUUUGUUUACAUAUACGUUUUCUCAACUUAUUGCAGUUAACACUAAUCCUCAUUUAUGUUUUGCAAUAAAAGGAAAGACAAAAGACAGUAUAAGUCUUCUGUACAAUGCAAUUGGUGUAACAUCUCGUUUAUUGAAACAAACACUAACUUACUCCAUUGAUCUAACGGGAAAAGAUGAAAAUUCCUGGAAAUUCAAAUGUAUCAAUGUACUGCAAUUACUUCGUGCAGAUCCACGUAAUGUAAAUGCAACAAUUUUUCAACUUGAAUCUUUCACUAUACCACCAAGAAAGAAAUUUUACGAACUGGAAUACUCAUUAAGCUUAGAUACUGUAUUUAUGGGCACAAAACCGAUUUCCGAUAAUCCAGACGAUGUCGUUACAUGGCCACGAUUUCCAAAAGACAUAUUCAGUGAUAUUAAAAUAACAAAGAAUUCUUCAACAGUUGGUGUAUUAACAGUUGAAAUAAUCACAAAAUCUUGUAGAAGUAAUUUUGAUCUGUUUGGUUUAGCUGGUGUCAAUAUGCCAAAUGACAAUAAAACGCUUGAUCAAACAGUAAACCUUCGCGAUAACAGAUGGCCAACAGUAAUUCAAAGUUCAGUAACACGAAUUCAAUCAGCUUCACCCCCUAUCGACGGGAAUUUCAUUUUAUCAUUUAAAGGAGCACCUACUUCACGUAUUCCAGCUAAGUUUAUAGAGCCAAGUGUUAUUGAAAGACAGUUAAAUUUACAUCCUUUAAUGGGUGCUGUACGUGUUUGUCGAUUUGGAUGGUGUAGAAGUUUCCAGUAUAACUUUUGGCUUGAUAGUUUACCUGGUGAUCAACCUGAAAUAUCAGUGAUGAAUGAAACAAGACUAAUCGGCGAUUCACCGCAGAUUACUGUACAAAAGAAUGCUAUUGGUGAAUUAAUUAUGUGUCCGAUAUCCGGGGAUAUGGUUGCAACAAAACAUUCUCUGCCACAGGUUAGAUUAUACGUUGAUAAUUUACCGGCUUAUUGUGAAUCGUCAUGUGAUCAUCAAUUUGUUGAUAUAUUAACUCCUGUCGUAACCAAUUCAACAGUACAAAUAAGUACGACACAAAUUAUUAUAAAUGGUCUUCGAUUCACUCCGACUAUGAUGAUUUUCAUUGGUGGUGUUAGAGUAGAAAAUUUCACAUUUAUCAAUUCAACACAAAUAAUCAUAUUGGCACCUGCACAAAAAGUAAAUGGUGAAAAAUCAAUUUCAUUAUUUGGUGCAACUAAUGUUUUAAUCGAUUCUGGUUUUUCAGUGACUUACAAAUUUGAAAUAGCUGACAUAAAACCACAAAUUGGCAGUUUUGUUGGUGGACAAGUUGUGAACAUAGUCGGUGACGGUUUUGAUAAUGAUGUGAAGGUUUUUAUGAAACCAGUUACUGUAGCAAAUCAAUUAUGUAAUGAUCGACCUCGUGCUGAAUGUGAAAUACUGUCUAAAAGUUCAAAAAUGAUACAAUGCAAAACAACACCCAUGGUUAAAACUCAUUAUGUUUUAGAUAGUGGAACUGAUCCGGUACGUGGUCUAGGCUAUGAAUGGCAACCGAAAGCUUUGACAAUAAUUCAAGGUGAUAGUGUAGUAUGGAUAUGGAAUACAACUACUCGUAUCAAUCCUUUAAUGAUAGCUGAAAUCUAUGGUCCUGAAGAUAUUACUCUAUCUGAGUUUGGAUUUCAUAGUGGUCAACCGACAAAAAAUGGUGUAUACAGAUUCAAUUUCACACAACCUGGUACCUAUUAUUAUACAUCAUCUACUACAUUUUUAAUGAUGGGCAUUAUAGAAGUGAAAGCAUUUGAUGAUUGUAUCACUGAAAUUAUAGUGGAAACAGAUUAUUCAACAGCUGUUCACAGCGAUGUUCCAGCUACUUUAUACUGGGAUUCAUUGACAACUUGUGAAGGUGGUAUCAAUUGUGACAUCUUAACAAAACCAUCUGAAUUACUUACAAAGCAUGGAUUUGUUUAUCGAGGUUGUGCAACACCAAUUGUCUCUUCAUUCAGUCCUUUUAAUGUUUAUGCUGAUAGUGUGAUUUCAAUUAAUUCACCAAUAUUAGCUAAUUGUAUGAAUCAAUUGAACAUAAAUAUUGCUGGUGCAUAUUGUACAUUAACUAAUCAAGAUAAUAUUCCUGAUUCCGGAACUGUUGAAUGUAAUUUAACCGAGGAACAAGUUGUUUCAGCUGGUCUAUUAACUGGACAACCAUUAAGACCAUGUAUUUCACACGUAGAUCUUGGAUAUGCUCUAUUAGAAGUUUCAACUAAUGAAUUUGAACAGUAUGCAUUUUUUUGGCCUAGUGUUAAUUGUAACAAAACAUAUGGUAGAGGAAGUAUUUAUGGAGGUGGACAGUUGACUGUCUAUGGUUCUGGAUUUGAUUCUAUUUAUAAAGAUUACAAUAAAAUUACCUUUAACAAUGGAAAAAUCUGUAAUAUCAUAGAAGUGACAUCAGGUUUUGUACGAUGUCUAGUACCUCCACCGGAAAGUACAACAAUCGAGUCCAGUUUGAAUAUGACUAUACAAGUUCAAACAAAAUCACGAAAUCAAAAUGAUUGGAUUGAUUCACAGCAUAACAUGAUGCAUCAUGAGAAUUGUAUUUAUUCGUAUGAUAUAACAGCAACACCGAUUGUCAAAAGUAUUGAACCUCGUGAAAUCAAUGCUAGUAAUCAAACUCUCUUAAUUAAUGGUAAUAAUUUAUUAUUUUCAAAUGAAAAUUCUUCCAAUCUACAAAUUCAACUUGAUGGCAUUCCUUGUAUUGUUGAUGAUAAAUUAACUGCUAUGAAUACAUUAUCAUGUCGAAUCGACGGUUCAUUGCCUGCCGGUUAUGUAACAUUAACAUUAUUCCAUGAACUACGUGGUACAGCAAAAUAUGAAACGAAUACAACAUUAAAAAGUCAAAUGUCUUUCACUACAAUCGAACCAUUAGAAGGUAGUUUCGCUGGUGGUACCAUUGUCAAACUAACUGGCAAUGGUUUAAAUGAUCCAACAUUGAAAAUAUUUUUCAAUUCAAAAGAAUGUGAAAUUAUCAGUGAGACUAGAACUAUUGAUCAAAUUUAUUGUCGUACACCGGAACAGAGAAAUUAUUCCAAUUUAGAAACGUAUAAAGUCCCAAUCAAUUUAUCGAAUACACCGUCAAUUUUAAAUGAAUUCACAUAUGUCAGCACGAAAACACCGAAAGUAACCAACUUCACAUUGAGUCCAAUUUAUGCCGAAGAGACAUUUCUCACUCAGCUACGUAUAUAUGGGACUAUGCUUGAUGGAGGCGAUAUAACACAAACUCAACUUACUGAAAUUAAAUUAAAUCAAACAUUAUGCAUUGCAGAAAUUAUUCAAAGUGAUUAUAUUCAAUGUUGUGUCAAGAAUUUACCUAGUGGAAUGUAUCAAUUGAUAGUUGAUACACCGAUUUACGGUUAUGCCUUGGCAAACGAUAAUGUCAAUAUUAAUUUUACUUUAGAUUCAAUCACUCCUAAUACAGGUGGCACAGAAGGAGGCCAACUGGUAGUGAUUGAAGGCAGUGGAAUGAAUGUUGAAAAAACUAUUAUCACAAUUUGUGAUCAAAUAUGUUCAACAGUUGGUGGGAGUUCACUAGCUCUUAAAUGUAUCACGCCUAAAUUAUUUACAACAAACACAAAGCUGUGUAAUGUUACAGUAGUUGUUCCUACCACUGGUAAUAUAUUACAGAAAACAUUAAUCGACGCAUUCACAUAUGAUGCAAAUCUUUCUCCGAGAAUAAUCAGUGUAGCACCAUUAAUUGGAGGCACCGGUGGAGGUACAGAUCUUACCAUAAUUGGCACUUUGUUUGAUGACUCAACUACAGUCAGUGUCGGUGGUAUUGAUUGUCAACUAAUAUCACUGAAUGAUACUGUCAUCAUAUGCCGAACUGGCGAACAUAAUGGGACCGCAAAAGUUCCAAUUGUAGUAACUGUGAAAAAUAAUGGCAAAGCAUCUGGAAAUUUCCUAUUUUACUAUGUGGAUCGUUGGUCAAGUCCAUUCACUUGGAAUAAUCAACCAAUUCCUGUAGAAAAUGAUUUUGUUGUCAUUAAUGCAAAUCAAAGUAUCAUGUUAGAUAUGGAUACACCGAUUCUAUCAAUGUUACUUAUCAAUGGUGGUACAUUGUUCUUUGAUCCAACAAAAAAUAUACAAUUAAAUUCAAAAUAUAUAUUAAUAUUAAACAAUGGAAAAUUUCUUAUUGGAUCACCAGAAGAACCCUACACUAAACAGGCUACAAUUAGACUACAUGGACAUGUACGAGAAAAAGAACUACCAUUAUACGGAGCUAAAGUUUUGGCAUUACGUAAUGGUACAAUCAGCAUACACGGUAAACCUAGAGUUGUUACAUGGACACGAUUAACAAAAACAGCUGAAGCUGGCACUAAUACACUAACACUAGAACAUCCAGUUGACUGGCAACCUGGAGAGCAUAUUAUUAUUACAUCUACUGGAGGAAAAUCAUCGCAUAAUGAAUCUGAAGAACAUGUAAUCCAAGAAAUUUCAUCCGACAAUCGUACAAUUACACUGGUUGGACAAUUAGCUUACAAAAAAUUAUCCGUGAAAAAAACUUAUUCAAAUGGUGUCACUGGAAAUUUCGCUGCUGAAGUUGGUCUAUUAAGCAGAAAUAUUCUGAUACGUGGAACGGAAGAACCAGUUGUCUCGUCAAGUGUACCAAAAUGUCCAAGUUCUUUCAGUACAAAUCAAUUCGCAACUCAUACAUGUAUUAUCGGGAGUCCAAAUGAACAACUAGGUGCAAAUGAAUAUGGUGGACAUGUACAUAUUGGUGGUCCAUUUGUUGAUAGUGGUGCAGUGAAAGUUUAUAUAUCGUAUACAGAAUUUUAUUUUAUGGGUCAAGCUUAUCGUCUGGGUCGUUAUCCUAUACAUUUUCAUUUGAAUGGUUUGAUGAAUGGUUCUUAUGUACGCGGUUGUUCAAUACAUAAAGGUUUCAAUCGUGCCAUCAAUGUACAUAAUACACAUGAAGUCCUGAUAGAAAAUAAUGUAGUUUAUGACAUUAUGGGCGGUGCAUUUUUCUUAGAAGAUGGUAUUGAACAUGGCAAUUUAAUUCAGUAUAAUCUGUUUGUACACGUUAAACGUACUAGUAGCCUGUUGAAUGAUGAUGUUGUACCAGCGGCAUUUUGGAUUACACAACCAAAUAACACUAUACAACAUAAUGUUGCUGCAAGUGGAACACAUUUUGGAUUUUGGUAUCGUAUGCUAGAAAAUCCAAGUGGACCAUCAACCACUACAACAGUUUGUCCACGUAAAAUUCCAUUAGGAAUAUUUGAAAAUAACACGGUUCACAGUCAAGGUUGGUUUGCACUAUGGAUUCAUGAAAGUUUUUUCCCAACAAAAACUGGAACAUGCGGAACAACAAAAUGGGACAAGGCUGUAUUUCGUAAACUUACAGCUUGGAAUAAUAAUAAAGGACCAGAAUGUGUCAACUGUGGCAGUGUACAAUUUGAAGAUAUGUUAUUAGUGAAUAAUGAUGAGGCAGCAAUUGAAGGCAAACGUCUUAUGAAUGGAAAUUUAUAUGAUCCAACAAUUGGUCCUUUGUAUAAAAACAGUACAAUUAUUGCCUAUGAACCUGAUCUUGUCAAUGGAAAUCCAGAAUGUCAUACUAGAGCAGUUAUUUUACCAUGGGCACCUGGUUUAACUGUUGAAAAUAUGGUGAUGAGAAAUUUCAAUGGUCAAAAUUGCACAGCUAUUCAUGGGACUGUAAUUACAUGUCUCUGCAGUUUACAUUGCGGUGGUUAUGAAUAUCUAUUUAAAGAUAUAAAAUGGGAGGAUACUAAUAAUAGAGCUGAAUUUCGAUGGCAUGGCGAUUUCAGUCUUCGUGAUGUAGACGGAUCAUUGACAGAUGGUAUUCCUAAUGUUCCAAAACUUCCUGGGUCUUUAGUGGUUGGUAAAGCAAACCACUUACCUGCUGACAAAUGUGGUCCAAGUGCUCCAGGAGCUGGUGACCUUGGAAGUGCUUUUGGUCAAGGCGCAGUUCCCGGUGUUCGUUGCCUGCCUGAUGUUACAGCAUUAAGAUAUGCUGUUGAUCAAACAAAUCCAGGAAUACUUAUGGGCAGUAAUAUGACUGUAACACUACUUGACGGUGGCACAGAAGAAGUACCCUUCAAAACUCAAGCGCUUACGGAUAAACAAGGGUGGAUGACCACAUUGGUAAAUAACAGAACUUAUAUUGUCAGCUGGGAAGCAAAAUCAUCAUUUACCAAUCUUAGUUAUAUUGGUUAUCUGGAAAAUUUCAGGCAAUCUGACUAUGUGAUCAUUCGUCAUAUGGGAAUGGAUAUUAAACCAGACCGGGUUCAAGUUCUAUCUGGUCAAACACCUAAACCGCCAAUUAGUGAAUCUUUAAAUCCACUGAUACAUAAUAAUGGUGAAGUGUUUUAUAAUGAAACGGGGAAAUAUAUUGAAUAUUUGGUGAAAGCUCCAGUCAAUCCAUCAUCAUUCAAUAGCUAUCGUUUAUGGGUAUGGUUUUACAAAUGUUUUUUCACUGAUUGCAUUGUUCCAAGUUCAAGUUCUGUCAGUGUAUUGGAUUCAUCUCGACCAGCCGAUGCAUUAUAUUGGUCAAAGAAUAACACAUGGACAGAUGUGCUUGGACCUCAACCAGUCAAUGGAAGCUCGCUUGUCAUUCCUAAAGGAAAAUGGUUGGUACUUGACAAAUCGAUUAAUAUAAGACUGAGUAAUAUUACAAUUUAUGGAACAUUUGAAGUUGAUUCCGGAACUAGUCAAGAUCAACGAGUUUAUAAAUUAGCAUUUAAACAAAUGUUAAUUGUUGGCGGUCAAUUUUUAGCUGGACCACUUCUUGAAAAACCAUUGACAAAUGCAACACUUGAAUUAACUUUACUUGGUUCUAUAUCAGAUGAAUUUAUCAAUUUAGAUGGACCAGUAAUUGGACCGAAAUCAAUUGGUGUUUAUGGAGCAAUGAGUAUGCAUGCUGUACCUAAAACUAUUAGAUGGACUACGCUUAAAUUAAAAGCUAAUGCCGGAGAUAAUCAAUUAUAUCUUACGGAUCCAGUGACAGAUUGGUUACCAGGUGAUCGGAUAGUUAUUGCUACAACAAGUAUGAAUUAUAAACAGUCAGAAGUCGGUGAAAUUGCUUCUGUUUCGUCAGAUCGUACAGUCAUCACACUUGUAGACAAGUUAACAUAUACACAUGUUGCAUACAAUCAAACCUACGGUAAUCACAAAUUUAUAUUAGGUGCAGAAGUUGGUUUAAUCAAAUCAAAUAUUAUUAUAAAAGGGGAUGAUCAAAGCGUCAAAACAAAUUUUGGUGGGAGAAUCCUAGUUUCACAAACUUUAUACGAUAGUGGAAUUUUAUAUGGGCAAUUGAAAUUAUCAGGUGUGCAUUUCUAUCAAAUGGGUCAAAAAGAUUUUAGUACAGUGACAGAUGCACGUUUUCCUGUGGCAUUUAUUAGUGCUGGUGAUAUGAAUAAUGUAUCCUAUAUUAAAUCAUGUAUAUUCGAGUAUUCAUUAUCUACAGCUUUAGGAGGAUUUGCAACUACUGGAUUGCUUGUGGAAAAUAAUAUCUUUUAUCAAACAUUUGGUUCUGCAAUAUGGUUAACCGAUGGAAAUCAUAAAUUAUUACAUAAUCUUCUCAUGGAAACAAUUUGGUCUGGACAGUCAACAGCUGAUAAUGAAAAUCUUGGUAUUUUGUUUGAAGCUGCAUUAGAUAUUAAAGAAGCGAGUGAUUUAAUUCUACAAGAGAAUUCAAUUGCAGGUGCUGAACGUCUUUGUGUUUACACUCAAGGUAAUCCAUGUGACGGAAGUUCUACAGCAAUAUGGGAGAAGAAUAUCAUACAUUCAUGUUUAAUUGGAAUUAUGCAAUUGAAUACUCAGUACACAUGCACUAUCAUUUCUAAUGCUCAAAUAUAUUCAGUUAGCCAAUUUCCAGUGUAUUGGAGGACAGCUUCUGCUAUACAAGCUAAUAAUUUGCAAUUAGUUGAUAAUGCUGGAGGUAUUAUUUUGUGUAAUGUCAGAUUUGAUAAAUGCAAUGAUAUGGAAUGUGAUGGAUUGAAAAAAGUUCUUGUUAUUGAUAAAGAUGGUGGAUUAUUUGGUCAACCUAGUGUUAUAGUACCGCAGUCUGAAUGGCAGUAUAAUUUAAAUCCUAAAUAUGGUGUUAGUGACAGUCGUAUACCGUCAAGAAUGUUGACUAAAGCUGAUGGAACGUCGAUUAAUCCUGCAAUACAAUGGCCUAACAAAGGUAUAAUUCGUGAUAGUUCUUGUAUUUAUACGCCUAAAAUGCAAGCAUAUAAAUGUAGCAAUGCGUUAGAUCAUAAAAUAUUAUUGAUUGAAUCAAUGGAUCCAGAUGCAUUGGAGCGUAGACUUUCACCGAUUGCAUUUGCCACUGAUGGUUUAUCUUCAAAUUACAUAGAUUUAAUCAAUGGUCCAAGUGAUCAUGGUGUAUGUUCAAGUUAUGCAUGUUUAAAACGAAUGAGUACAUUUAUGGCGGUUGUUGCACGUCAAAAAAAUUUUGUCUUGUAUAUGACUAGUACACCACCGCAAGAAUUACGUCUACGUUUACCACAAGCUGAACCUGAUUAUGCUGUACGUCUUGGCAUUGAUUAUUUCACUGCUGGUCGACUUGAUAUUUAUGUGAAUGGAGUAUAUGUGAAAGCAAAAAAUGCUGUAACAAAUAAUUUGGGUCAAACUGUACUACAAGAACCUAAAACAUUGGAUGAAUUUAUGCCAAAUGUAUUGACUGAUCCAGUUGGUACAAAUUAUUUCGAUGAUUCAUCUCAAAUGUUAUAUGUUAUUAUAAAAGGUGAAGAUAUUAUCACAGUUAAAUUAUCUCAGUUAGUAAAAGUAUCAUUUGGUUUACCUGCAAUGACUAUUGAUCAAUUUUAUGGAUCAGAAGUUGUCAACAAUUUGGCUAACUAUUUAGGAAUACCAGCGAAGAAUAUACGCAUAGUCAAGGUGGUAUCUGAGUCCAGUGCAGCUUCAGGACGUCGGCGACGUCGGUCUGUAUCUGGUGUAUUUGUGGAAUUAGAAAUAUCAACACCACCUAGUCAAAAUUUAUCUUCAGCAGAUACACCGAACGUCACCUCUGGCAUGACAAAAGUUGAGGAAAUAUCUUCCAACGUUGUAACAUUAGUACAAACAGGAUUAUUGGAAACAGUUAUAAAUGCAACAGUUGUCAAUGUAGCAGUUCAAAAACCUACUCCGUUACCUGGUACUGAAUUAUGGGCUGCUCAAGCAACAGAUCCAACAAAUGUACAAGCAAAUCCCGAAGUUAUUCAAAUACCAGUAAAGAGUCAAGUCAAAAUUCUUGUACCUACAGGAUAUACUUCAGUUGUUGAAGGAGUUCCGUUCAUGGCAGAGAUCAGCACCUUAGACUCUUCGGGAAAUAUUGUCAAACCAUUAGGUUCAAACUCAAGUAUUUGGUCAUAUGAAAUAUUACAGCCGAAUGCAGUGUCACCAGUGAAAGUGUCAAAAACAAAUUUCCCAGAUCCUGCAACAGGCAAAGCACUAGUUUCCAAUCUGAUCUUUUCGGAACCUGGUCAAGCUGAUCUCUUUGUUUCGGUAACCUCACCGAAUGAAUCGACUAGAUUGAAUACAUCUGUAAGUUUUCCUGUUACAAGCAGACAGUUACGUUUACGUAUUCGUCCAGUCACAUCUAAUUCCGAUGAUUCACCUAUCAAAUCAUCUGUUAAUCAAAGUAUUUCCCUUCUGAUGAAUAUUAUCGACAAACAAACUGGUGUUCCACUGGAAAAGAUUAAUUGGCGAAAUUUAAUAUGGAAAUUCACUGGUGAUAUUUGCACAAAUAGUAGAAAACCAAAAACUACUCCAACAAAUUCUUCAGCUUCAUUAGUCUAUGAUUCAACAAAAACAAGUAAUAAUUUCACUUGGACCAUUAACGGAUUUCAAACCUCUUGGGUAUACACUUAUUGUAUUAGUGCUAAUGCCUAUUCAAAUGACAGUACAACAAAACAAUCACAAUAUGAUUUGCCUUUAACAAAAAUUCGAAUUCAAGUUAAUCCAGAAAAUUAUACUGAACCAGUUAGAAAUGUCAGAAAACCAUUUCGAUUCAAAGUGACUGGUAAUUAUGCAACUAUGUUACAACAUGUUGACGAAUUUAAAGCUGCUUUAGAAUCAGAACUAUUGACACGUUAUCCUAAUGUAGUAUUUGAAAAUAUUACUUUUAGUCAAGGCAGUAUAACUGUGGAUUUGGUUGCAGCAUCUGAUACACUAACUACAAUCCAAAAUGCAUUGACUAAUUUCGCAUCCACUUUAAAUGAUGGAAGUGUAACAUUUUCUGUAGGGGGUGUUGAUUAUACAGCAUCAAGUGAAAAUAAGAAUGCUGGUUGUAGACCGACUGGUUUUCUAACACCACUUAUAACAGGAUUGUUUAGUUUGCUGACUUAUCAAUUAUUACUCAAAAUCUAUUUAUUUUGA
Schistosoma turkestanicum is the source of this 17094-nucleotide messenger RNA. Lineage: Eukaryota; Metazoa; Platyhelminthes; Trematoda; Strigeidida; Schistosomatidae. The record is from the annotation of a GenBank genome assembly.